AUGGCACUGGUCGGAACCCUCCUGUUUUGCACAGACUGCGGUAGCAUCCUGGAACGUCACCCUCCAGACCAACACUUGAUCAAAUGCGACGUCUGUUCCACCCUGAACAACAACAACUGGCCCGCCUCUCAAAAGACCACCAGUGCACCUCAUGCAUUCCCCUCUCGUCUUUUCGACAAGCGCUCAAACGUGCAGAUCCUGACCGCCGAUGAUCGAGAUACCUGGGCCCUGACCUCGGGAAUCUGUCCAAAGUGUGAAAACGACAAACUAAAGUUCCGCGACAUUCAGACGCGUGGAGCGGAUGAGGGCAGCACUAUCUUCUACAAGUGCCCUGCUUGCGGUCAUGGGUAA
This is a messenger RNA of Aureobasidium uvarum, 351 nucleotides long. NCBI's taxonomy places the organism in Eukaryota, Fungi, Ascomycota, Dothideomycetes, Dothideales, Saccotheciaceae. The record is from the annotation of a GenBank genome assembly.